This is a messenger RNA of Anthostomella pinea, 1578 nucleotides long. Lineage: Eukaryota; Fungi; Ascomycota; Sordariomycetes; Xylariales; Xylariaceae. The record is from the annotation of a GenBank genome assembly.
AUGUCAAUAUCUGCAUCUGCCCCUCCUGGCCCUGGCGCUCCCGCCCAGGAUCAGUCACAAAAUUUCCAGUUCGAGGAUUCUUACGAAGGCCCCGACACCUUCCUGGAAACCACUCCAAGCCUCGUAUUCGACAACUCCGAGGAGAACACAGACGAAGGAAACGUACCGACUGACGAGCGCGUCCGAAAAGUUCUCCAGCACACGAAACGCAAGCUCCAAGAGUUUCAGCACGAACGACGCAGAACCGGAAUCAUGGCGCAUCAGUCGCAGCUCGUCUUCGUCGACGGCACCUUUGCCGAGCUGGCGCAGGAGAUGGCCGACUAUCUCAACACCGGCGAGGGCGUCAAGCCCCUUCUCGAGAAGGAACAGAACGAUGAGGUCCUCAAGAAGAUAAUCAUCGCGUCCACCGCCCUCAAUGCCGUACCCGAGAAGGAGUUCACUGCCGCGUACAAUCUGCUGGUCUACCUGGUCUUGCAGUCCAAGAAUGCCGAGAUGUUCCUCCCCCGAGUCUGCGACAACCUCAUGAAGCCUAUCACCUCGUCACCUGUCAAUGGUCCCGGUCUGGCUCUCAAUGCGCUUACCAACAUCUUCAACAUGCUCCCUCCGGACAACGAGUUGCGAUUCAACGUAUUCAUGGCGAUUCUGAAGUUCCUCAAGAUGCACAGCAUGUUCGAGAAUCUGAAGCCGUAUCUGUCCAACUUGGAGGCUUGGAUGAAGGAGUGGGAAAUCGACGAUGACGACCAGCGUCAACUCUACGAGACCGUUGCUGAGACGGCUCAUGAGGCGGGCGAAGAGACAAUGGCCUAUCAGUUCGUUGUCAAAGCUCUGCGCACCUUCGAAGACGACGAUGUCAAGUCGGAAGACGCCCAACGACUCUCCCUCCGUGCCCUGAAGUCCGCUAUCCUCUCCCCCACCCACUUCGACUUCCAAGAACUUCUUGCCGUACCUAGCGUUCAGGCUCUCUCGGAUACUCACCCCGUCUACUUCGAGUUGUUGACGAUAUGUGCGGAGAAGGACCUGGAGGACUACAACCAAUUCAAGGACGAGCAUGAAGGCUUCAUCGAGAAGGAGCAUCUGGAUGACGAGAAGCUGCAGACCAAGAUGCGUCUCCUCACAUUCACAUCGCUCGCAGCCCGAACGACGACCCGCGAGAUACCCUACGAUGAAAUCGCGAAGGCGCUGCAGAUUCCGGAUUCGAAGGUUGAGCUUUGGGCGAUCGAUGUCAUCCGUUCCGGUCAAGUUGAAGGCAGAAUGUCGCAGCAGAAGAGGGUAUUCCUCGUUCAUCGAACGACGUACCGUGUCUUUGGCGAGAAGCAGUGGCGCCAGCUGGGCGACAUCAUUGACAGCUGGAAGGAGUCGGUCAACAACGUGAUCACCAUGCUCCGCAAGGAACAGGCAAACGUGGAGGCUCAGAAGAAGCGUGACCAGGAGGAGAUUGAGCGCAAGAUGGCCAAUGUGGGCUUCGGCUCUGGUCCUUCCGGAGGCAGACGAGGCGGUGACCGUGGUGGUGACCGUGGUGACCGUGGUGACCGCAACGAUCGUGCGCCUCGUAAGGAGCGAACCGAUGAUGACGACUAG